AUGAGUCUCCGUCUCUGGUAAAGGACGUACGCUGUGUCAGGGAGAGUGUCAGAGAGAGUAACGAAGAAUUAAUUCGUUUCCUUUUAGAAGUUUACCUUUUUGUCCUCAUAUGUACAUAUUCUUUUAGCCACUUAUUUUUAUUUAAUGCAGGACACACACGGUUAACAGCUACACGGACUCUGCUGUGGACUGGUUGAGAAGUGUGAAGUUUAUGUGCUGAGGGUUUACUGCUGUUUGCCCUAUUAUGGAGAGAUGUCCUCGUGAUUUGGGAGAGGUAACAACGUACCAUGAUGAACGCCUUCAACCAUCUGAAGUGGAACCACAACUACAGCUCACUCAAAAGGCACGGUACACUGCAGCAUAGGGAACCCGAGGAGGGAGAGGUGGAGGCUGAACAGAUGUUGUCAAGCAUGAAUCGUCACCCGUUGCUGUCUGCAUUCGCACUAGAGGAAUUUGAGUUCCCUGUCAGCGUUCGCCUACAAGAGAUGCCCCUCUUCCCCAAGUGGCACCUCCCUCUCAAGCUGAUGGCUGUUUUUAUGGCUGUGGCAUUUGUGUACACAUUCCUCCGGGAUGUGCUGCAGCCUUAUGUGUCUCAGAGUAAAAAUGACUUCUACAAGCUUCCCAUCCUGGUGUUAAAUAAAGUUCUACCCUGGACAUCAAUCACUCUGCUGGCAUUUGUCUAUCUGCCUGGAGGGCUGGCUGCUCUACUGCAACUACACAGAGGCACUAAAUACAGCUCUUUCCCAGUUUGGCUGGAAAACUGGCUGGGUGUGAGGAAACAGCUAGGUCUGCUGGCCUUCCUUCUGGCCUGCCUACACGCCAUUUACAGCCUGAGUUACCCAAUGAGACGCUCUUACAGAUACAAACUCCUCAACUGGGCCUACCAGCAGGUGCAACAGAAGAAGGAGAACUCAUGGGUAGAGGAUGAUGUCUGGAGGAUGGAGAUCUAUAUCUCACUGGGAAUCCUCGGAUUGGGCAUUCUGGCCUUGGUGGCUAUCUCCUCCCUGCCCUCUGUUAUGGAUGCACUAAAUUGGAGAGAGUUCCAGUAUGUCCAGAGAAUUCUGGGACAUGCAGCCCUGUUUUUGUGCACAACUCAUGCUCUGGUGUAUGGAUGGAGGAAGUGGGUGGAGCUGAAGCACUAUGUAUGGUACACACCUCCAUCAUUUAUACUGGCCUCCUUCCUCCCAGGUGUGGUGUUACUGCUCAAGGCUGUGUUGGCCAUGCCCUGUUUCAACAAGAGACUGGAACGCAUUCGUCAUGGCUGGGAAAGACCUGGGCGAAAGGGAUUAAUAUACAAGGACUCACUCUGACUCACUCUGUCUUAGAGGCAUGGAGUUUAUAAACUUGUGUUUCAGGAAUGUUGGGUUUUAAGUCAUGAUUGUUUUGCAAAGUGAUGUUUUUCACAACUUGUGGAAGAUGUUUAAUUUGCUUAUACUGUAAUGCAUUAGGACGUUUUGGUAUGAACUAAUAUGAUCUCUCUUUUCUACUUAUUUUACAGUAGUUAUUCAUUGUAAAAUAAUACAGUACAAUUAUGUAUAUUGUUACUACAGCAUAUUCUUCUGUAUAAAAGAAAAGAAAAAAACUUUUAUGACUGAUACAUGAUUCUGUCAUGACUACCUCAUUAAGCUAUCACAAACAGAUUCAGAUAACAAAUAUCACACGUAUCUUGCACUCCUUUUUGGCACAUUCAUUGGCUGCUUAGUCAGGUUUAUUGCGCCUCAGUGUUAGGUCACUCUUGAGAACUGAGUGUGAAAUGUGAUAAGUGGGGGAAAGCAAGGCUUUCUAAAUUAUACCUAAAUUAUACCCUGUUGUACUAAACAUUGUUAGAAUAGUACGACAUCAAUGGUGACAUUCACCACCCUGCUAAUUUGACCAUCUAUUUAGUAUGGUAGUAUGUGAAUAAGAAUGCAGCCAUUGUUUUUCAGACCUACGAUUAUACUCGCUGCUUAUUAAGUUAAUUAUCAACUAUGAAGUUUUGCUAAUGAUGCUCUAAAUCAGGGGUGUCAAACGCAAAUUCUCCCAAGGCCACUUCAGUAUUUUUGUGAGACUUUAAAGGGCCAUAAACAAAGGCUAUUAAUUUUUAACACUGCUCUAAAAUUAGACUAGGGUAUUUCCAGAAAAAAAGAAGUGCCGUGUCAAUGCUGGAAACGGUGUUCAACUAUAGUACCCAGAGUACAGCGCGGCCUACAAACAUGGCCGCUACGGACUACAACACCCAGCACCAACAGAGACAGUCAUGUUCAAGUUCACCGUCUUACUGAUUACACACACCUGUUCACAAUUACAGACCACAGUGUAUAUAUAUAAGGACUCUCAAUCCACACUCGCCUUGCGAAGUAUAUGCUCUGUGAUUCUCUCCAGUUGUUACCAAGCCUUUGUAUUGAUAUAGUCUUCACCACACCAAGAUCGCCCAGUUCAUCAACCUGCUGACUGACAGAGUGCUCACCUGGGUAACCGCUGUGUGGUCUCAAGAGGCAAGCACAUGGCUUCUUACGAGCACUUCCUCCAGCUCUUCCAGAGGGUCUUUGACCACUGUCCAAAAGACAAGGAAAUCAGCAAGAAACUCCUCAGCCUGAAGCAAGGGAACCAAAGCGCUGCAGAUUUCGCCUUAAACUUCUGCACAUUGGCCGUGGGAAGCAGCUGGAAUAAACCGGCGCUCAAGGCAACAUAUCGUCAAAGGCUGAACGCCGAUGUCCUAACCAAGUUGGCCUGCUGGGAAGACCAAACUACCCUUGAUUCCCUUAUAGGCAUGUCCAUUUGUCUCAACGUCAUGCUGAGGAAUCGAGGAGGUAUUACAGCCACAUCCCAGUUCCCGAAAUCCAUCUCACAGAAC
Molecule: messenger RNA, 2833 nt
Organism: Pangasianodon hypophthalmus (striped catfish)
Lineage: Eukaryota; Metazoa; Chordata; Actinopteri; Siluriformes; Pangasiidae
Product: metalloreductase STEAP1
Exons: 6
Coding region: 288-1310 (340 amino acids)
Cellular component (GO): endosome; plasma membrane
Source: RefSeq, a predicted model, not a curated record